Molecule: messenger RNA, 1777 nt
Organism: Cololabis saira (Pacific saury)
Lineage: Eukaryota; Metazoa; Chordata; Actinopteri; Beloniformes; Belonidae
Gene: gna14a
Product: guanine nucleotide binding protein (G protein), alpha 14a
Exons: 7
Coding region: 307-1374 (355 amino acids)
Biological process (GO): phospholipase C-activating dopamine receptor signaling pathway; adenylate cyclase-modulating G protein-coupled receptor signaling pathway; action potential
Cellular component (GO): heterotrimeric G-protein complex
Molecular function (GO): G-protein beta/gamma-subunit complex binding; guanyl nucleotide binding; GTPase activity
Source: RefSeq, a predicted model, not a curated record
AGACUAACCCCCCUUGCACUUUUUCCCGAGGGCUGCUGAAGGAAAGAGCUUCUUUAAAAAGAAGGACUCUGUUUUUAGCAAAAUCACCUGUUGAUAAUCUUUCUCAUUAAUAAACUGCUUUUCUCAAGUUGAGGAAGGGGACAUCCUGGUCCUGAAGAUGCUACAACUGUGAGGUGCAGAGCUGUGUUAUUCCUUUUUCUUUGUUUUUCUUUUCUUUUUGCAUUGUUUUUUGUUUGCAUUAUCUAUCAAAGACUGGGAGACAUUCCUAUUUCGAAAGAGAAGGAUAGGUUGGAGCUGGUGAGUCUGAUGAUGGGUGCAUGUUGUGCCUCGGCGGAGGACCGGGAGACCAGGAGGAUCAACGACGCAAUCGAGGAGCAGCUCCGGAAAGACAAGAAGGACUCUCGCAGAGAGCUGAAGCUGCUGCUGUUAGGCACCGGUGAGAGUGGAAAGAGCACCUUCAUCAAACAGAUGAGGAUCAUCCACGGAGGAGGAUACACAGAUGAGGACAAGAGGAGCUACGCCAAACUGGUCUACCAGAACAUCUACACGUCCAUGCAGACCAUGGUCAGAGCCAUGGGGGCUCUUGGGAUAUCGUUCUCUGAUCCUCUGAACCAGAGUAAUGCAGACUCAGUCCUGGAGGUGGAAGUGGACAAGGUGGAGGAGUUCGAUCAAAACCUUGCAGUAGCCGUAAGGAAUCUGUGGGAUGAUGGUGGGAUACAGGAGUGCUACGACCGCCGCAGAGAGUACCAGCUGUCCGACUCCACCAAAUACUAUCUCACUGACCUGGAUCGGAUUUCACAGCCUUCUUACAUACCUGAUCUCCAGGACAUCCUCAGAGUCCGAGUCCCAACCACAGGUAUCAUCGAGUACCCCUUUGACAUGGAGAACGUCAUUUUUAGGAUGGUGGACGUAGGGGGCCAGAGGUCAGAGAGGAGGAAGUGGAUCCACUGCUUUGAGAACGUGACCUCCAUUAUCUUCCUGGUGGCGCUCAGCGAGUACGAUCAGGUCCUGGCUGAGUGUGACAAUGAGAACCGUAUGGAGGAGAGCAAAGCGCUGUUCAAAACCAUCAUCACUUACCCCUGGUUUGAGAAGUCCUCCGUCAUACUUUUCCUCAACAAGACGGACAUCAUCAAGGAAAAGAUCAUGUACUCUCACUUAGCCACCUACUUCCCUGAAUUCGCAGGACCUCAGCAGGACCCGGUAGCAGCUCAAGAGUUCAUCCUCAGAAUGUACCAAGAACAAAACCCGAACAAGGACAAGAAGCUGUACUCACACUUCACCUGCGCCACAGACACAGAGAACAUCCGCUUCGUCUUCGUGGCCGUCAAAGACACCAUCCUCACAGCCAACCUCAAGGACUUCAAUCUGGUGUAAGGAAAAAUAAAUACAAGGAAAAUUGAUAGAAAGAUGAGAAAUGUCACCUAAUUGUUUACAAACUUGACAAAAAUUCUAAAAAUUUUCCAUUACACAUAUUUUAAUUUCAAAUCAGUGAAAUCUGAUGCCUCAACAGACACAGUCAGAGAGUACAAGACUACUAAUGUGUAGCUUACCGUGACUAAAAUAUAACUUUGUAUAGAUGUAGCUUUUAUUCUCACUUUUACUGCAUACAGAUAUGCUGUAAACAACAUUUUAACAAAGUAGUGUUUGUGAAAAAGUGCGAUGUAUCUGAGUGACUCAUCCACUGUGUGAACUACUUAUGAUAAUACACAUUAAUUUUAUCUGAGUGCUUUAACGUAAAUAAAUAUAUGAUCUUUUAGCUGUUCCAGUUUUCUUUUUU